This is a messenger RNA of Physella acuta, 1148 nucleotides long. RefSeq names its product beta-1,3-galactosyltransferase 5-like. Lineage: Eukaryota; Metazoa; Mollusca; Gastropoda; Physidae. The record is from RefSeq and is a predicted model, not a curated record. Gene Ontology annotation, cellular component: Golgi membrane. Gene Ontology annotation, molecular function: hexosyltransferase activity. Gene Ontology annotation, biological process: protein O-linked glycosylation.
AAUCUACUGAUGCUGGAAAUUGUGACGCGUAGAAUGGUGAGUGUGAAGCAGCUAUUUGCAGGAGUGACCUUGCUCGCCAUUACGGUGUGGAUUUACCUUCUGCUCACCGCACGUCCAUGUACGGUGCUUCAAGUCAGGCCGAGUUUUCUUACUCCCACCUCUAAGAGAGUUAUAGAGUUCAAGGCCGAAUCAAACAUCUCCAAGGUCAACGUGUUUGAGAAAAUUGUCUCGAAAUUUCUCAACUCUACGAACAGUUCUAAUAUUUGUGCCGGAUGUGAUGAAGCGGUGUUAGAACCGUUCCUGGAAGAUUUGCUCCGUGGCAUCAAAGACAAGUUGGCCUCGGUGAAGAAAAUUGUUUCAGUUUUAUCUCAACCCGUGGUCAACCCCCACAACCACACGUACCUGUACAACCCGCGACUGACGUGCAGCAAGCGGGUUGUACAUCUCCUUAUCGUCGUACCCUCGGCGACCGGAAAUUUCAUCAAGCGCGCGAAAGUCAGGAACAGCUCUAGGAGUGAGUACGUCAGGGUAGACUCACACAACGCCAGGAUGUUGUUCUUCAUAGGGGGAGCCAAAAGUAAAAUAGAGCAGGUCAAAAUAGACGCGGAGGCUAAACUCUACGGCGAUAUCGUUCAGGAGAAUUACGCGGACGUUUAUAAGAAUAUUCGAACCAAAGCAGUGUCGAUGCUGAAAUGGGCGAGCCAGUUUUGCGAGAAUGCGAAAUUUGUUAUAAGGACAGACGACGACGUUGCGAUUAACGUGACGAAACUGGUUUCGAUUUUGGAAACAACGAAAUCUCAAAUAGACAACUUUAUUCUUGGGAGAGUUAAGGUUCGUAAUAAGCCGCUCCGGAAUCCUAAAAAUAAGUAUUACUUAUCCACGGAAGAAUUUCCUGACGAGAUAUUCCCGCCCUUUGCGUUGGGUGGUUUGCUGGGAUUCCCCAUGAGCUCCGUGAAACUACUGUACCAAGCGGCUCUCAGGAUCAAACCAAUAUGGCUGGAUGAUGUCUACGUCACUGGUAUCUGUGCACCUCAGGUGGCGGUGACGUUGGUAAACAACAGGGAGUUUGACUUCAAACAUUGGUCGUGGUGAUGUGAGCUCAGAGUUAAGCUCAUUUAGCUCAUUAUGACUUCAAACAUUGGUCGUGG